UCUAAUUGCGUAUGUGUGCAAAUGCAAUGCAUUAGCUAAAUCACCACGUAACUGGCGUGCGGUGCGUAUUCAUAAAAACAGAUACGGCAGUAACGAACCUGCUUCUCGCCUGACGGACUUUUACAACGUAUUUUUCUUUAGUCAUUCAAUCUACAGCAGGGAAAGUCUCAAUAUAGCGACUGCUGUUAUUGCGCUAUCUUUGGAUCCCGAAACUGAUUAGAUUCCAGAUCUAAGUUGCACAGAUAUUGCCAUUGCCUCGGAGGGAAAAGAUGGUGAGGUUGGACCUGAGCGAGGUUGUGAUCAGACGGAUGAAGGAAGAGGACAUUGAGGUUGUGAAAGAACUUAUUAAGGAAGGAGCAACGGGCUCAGAGAAUCGCCUCAUUCUGCACCUCCUCACUCGGCCACUGGCCCUUCUCCUCCUCGCCGUCAUCUCGUCCGCCCUGCGCUUCGUCCUGCACUCCUUCAUCAUGGCUCUGAUCCUCCCUGUCUUUGUCGUCAUCAUCUACCUCAAACUCACCAUCCCCCGUUCGGUGGGAAUACUCGGCACCAGUGUGCCCUACUGGGAUUACAUGGGAACCAGUUGCCACGGCGCUCGCAACUGCACCUUGGAGAACCCUUACGCUGGAGGGGGCGGGGGAAAGUGGACAGCCAGUGCUGAGGAGAACAGGGCUAAGGAUAAGGGCAGGCGUCGGCAGAAAGAGAAAGCCAGGGAGAGGGAGGAUAGGGAGGCGGGGGAGGUGUGGCUGGCAGACCUGGACGGGGAGAUUAUAGGGUGCGUCUCCAGAGAGAGCGGGAGGAGAGAGGGCGACAGCAGGAUCUGUCGGCUGGUCGUCCAGUGCUGGUACCGGAGGGAGGGGCUGGGAACCCUCCUGGUUCAGUGUUUGGAGAGAAGGGAGAAAGAGAUGGGGUCGAGGCGGGUGUACGCGCACGUGCCCGCCCCAUCGAAGAUGGGGGAGUUAUUUUUCCAAAAGCUGUGCUACAAAAAGCAGGGAGAGAUGAUGAUGAUGAGAGAAGAGGAUGAAGAUGAACAGCAGGAGGAGGAGGAAGAAGAAAGGGGAUGGUUAGGUUUCCAGGUUAAUAAGUUGUAUGUGAAGGAUUUGUAAGAAGGGAGUAUGAAUGAGAAAUGGUGGAAACGAAAAAAGACAGUCCAGGGAAAAAAUAGGAAAUGCAGACAAAACGAAAGAAAACAAGAACAAAGGAAGGCUAGAACAGGCCACAGAUGUAGGAAAUGUGAACUCCUGUACUGACUGACGGACAAUGUUCAGUGCACUCGGAAGUAAAGCAAAGAACUGAGGGAACUAGAGAGGCAGAGUGAUGGACUAUCUCUGCAUCAUAAUUAAUGUUAUUUAUUUCUUCUAUUUAUUUUGUUUUGGAUCCUCACGAUUAUAGAUUCAAUGUGUCGGUAGAGCCAGAUAUUACUACAGUGGACCUGUCCUCCUCUAUUUAGCCUGCACUGAAGGGGGCGCUCUUUCCCCUCACAUAUGGUUAUUGUACAGAAUCAUGCGUCAUGUGAUCAUCAUACUGUUGUUAUACUUGUGUUUGAAUAUGGAAAUUAGUUUUUAAAAGCAGAUGUUUUUUUCCGACUUUUUAAAAGCGCACCCCCCCCGCUCCCCUCUAAUAAAUUAAUAAAUAAAAUGCACAAGCAUGAGACUUCAGUGAUCCAAGUUAACUGGCUAACACCUGGCCCCACUGUAUAUAAUUUUUCCCUAACGCUUCCAUAACAAAUAUAUGAAAUAUAUUUUAAAAAGAUCAA
Molecule: messenger RNA, 1753 nt
Organism: Conger conger (European conger)
Lineage: Eukaryota; Metazoa; Chordata; Actinopteri; Anguilliformes; Congridae
Gene: nat14
Product: N-acetyltransferase 14 (GCN5-related, putative)
Exons: 3
Coding region: 270-1103 (277 amino acids)
Molecular function (GO): N-acetyltransferase activity
Source: RefSeq, a predicted model, not a curated record